Molecule: messenger RNA, 2039 nt
Organism: Chelmon rostratus (copperband butterflyfish)
Lineage: Eukaryota; Metazoa; Chordata; Actinopteri; Chaetodontiformes; Chaetodontidae
Gene: foxl1
Product: forkhead box L1
Exons: 1
Coding region: 120-1295 (391 amino acids)
Biological process (GO): cell differentiation; regulation of transcription by RNA polymerase II; anatomical structure morphogenesis
Molecular function (GO): RNA polymerase II cis-regulatory region sequence-specific DNA binding; DNA-binding transcription factor activity, RNA polymerase II-specific
Source: RefSeq, a predicted model, not a curated record
AGCAAACGUACAACAAUUAUUAACAUUUGCUGGGGCCCUCAUGAGGCUGGGGAGUCAGUCAGUGGAGGAGAGGAGCUCCGGGAGCAGGCUCAACUUUCCCCGGGACACACUUCGGCGUCAUGACUCUCUACCACGGCCGCCUGUCGUCGCUCGGAGUGCCAUCCUCAGCCCUGAGCCUCCCCGGUCCCCCGCUGAUCUAUUUGUACGGAGGGGACAGCGGGGGGGUGGUGCCGGCUGGCUUGAGCUUCGUGCCGGCCCGGCAGGAGCCUCCGCAGAAGCCGCCUUACAGCUACAUCGCGCUCAUCGCCAUGGCCAUCAAGAGCGCACCGGAGCAGCGCGCAACGCUCAGCGGCAUCUACCAGUUCAUCAUGGACCGCUUCCCCUUUUAUCACGACAACAAGCAGGGCUGGCAGAACUCCAUCCGCCACAACCUCUCCCUGAAUGACUGCUUCAUCAAGGUGCCCAGAGAAAAGGGCCGGCCCGGCAAAGGCAGCUACUGGACGCUGGACACCAAGUGCCUGGAUAUGUUUGAGAACGGCAACUACCGCCGGAGGAAGAGGAAGGCGAGGAGCCAGCAGGAGGCUGUGGACUCCAAAGCCACAGGACACAAGCGCACCAAGGGCCCGGUGCCAUUCAGGGACCCUCAAUCCUCUCUGAAACAUCAGGCUGGCUCGAGGGCGGCAGAGGUACCACCGAGGCAGGACACGGAGAGGAUGGAGACACAGCCAGACACCAAAGCUGUUCUUGUCGAGUUUAACCACGCUGAACAGCCGCAAAAUCCCCUCACACAGAGACUUAAAGUGUCCAACCAGGACACCCCUGCGCCCACCGGGAGGAGGCUUGACGUCCCGCAGACUGAACCAUGUCCGGCUCCGAGACACGCUCCGUUGUGGGUGGACGGUGCGCAUCUCCUCGGCGCGUCCCUCCGCCGGGAGCCAGAGGACAGAAGGUCAGCGUUCAGCGGAAGAGACAGAGAGAGAGGUCCGCUCUGCGCCGUCAGCUGCGCAGGAAACACAAACUUGGCUGCACUUGCGCAGGACAGGCCGAAAGGAAACGUUGCGAGCGGCGAUAAAUUGAAGGGGUUUAGCAUCGAGAGCAUCUUAUCGAAAAGCGAGGACGAAAUGCGCGGCAGCAUCCUCGGUUUGUCAACGGGGACAUGCGCAGAGCGGCAGAGUCCAGCUUUCAGUCCGUCCGUGGUCCUGGGCGGACGACCGCAUCAGUUGUACCAGAUGGGAUUCCCCUUCUGCUCCUACAUGUCACUCACCUACCCAGACAAAGUGUUGCAUUUUAAAUGAGUACAUUUUAAACCUUCAUGUAUUUUACGCAUGGACUCGUGAAAGUGUAAAGUCUGUAACUAGCUUUGCAUGAUGCGUUUCAAUGGGACAGCUUACUGUUCUGCUCUUUUCCGGAUCUCUGCCAUCUUCAUCGUGUACAGUGAUGUUCAGACAGCCACAAAGAGCAGCAGGAAGGCUUUUAGAUUCAUUUUUACGCAUGCACAGUCGGCAGGUUUGUGGCUAUUUUCACUGAUUCCCGAACUGUUGCUCCUCCAUGAUAUGGGUGCGCAAUUUAAUGCUUCACACAACAGAGCGGUGAAAAUACGGAGUCGUCAUUGUCACCUAACAUAUAUACAGCAUUUCUCUCUUCAUUCGUGUUGAUGAAAAUCCUGAGAGUAAAUUUGUUCGCUUGACUCAAAGAAGAAUCUUGAACAUAAUGGCUGGGCCUCAGUGUCCACAGCUCUGGAGAUACUGUACAAUAUGAGAAUAAAAGUUUAGUACUCAGUAAUGUAUACAAAUGCUGUUUUACAUUCCGCUCUGCUCUGAAUUUCACGCGCAAAAUAAAGUUUAGUUUGAUAAUAAAAUGACGGCAUGAUUCAUUUGACAUUGUGAGUCGGAAGUGGGAUGCCGUUGGAGGACAGGGGGCUGUUUGAAUGACACCUGAAGUUAUGAAAAGUUGUUUUUUAUUAAGAAAAAAGAGACUGAUAACAUGUACACUUGUGUGUUUUCUCUUCAGCUCUGAAAUAUAAAGCUUCUGAUAUUCAU